AUGGAGCACCAACAGAGCUCGUGGGCUGCACAGGCUCCAGCCCCCGAGAAAUCGAGCGAACUCUACAUAAGAGACCAUCCCUACCGAUCGAUUGCCAUUGUAUCGUCCUCUCAUGCUCUGAUUUUGCGAUACAGCUCGUCCGCGAGCAGCGAUACCCCCCACAAUGGGUCGAUGACAUCUCUCCAUUCCAACAAGUCUCGUGGAGCUGCAGACCCCCAUGCUGCAAAGUGCAUGGUGGAAUUUGCCCCGAUAUCGAGCCAACUGUUGAAAGACUAUCGUCCACUGAGUCCUAGACCCGUGUACGGCACCCUGGGCUUGAUUGCCGCUAAUGGAGAAGUGUUCUUGUCCGUCAUCACUCGCGCCAUUCGAGCUGCCACUAUUCGACUCGGAGAGACUGUGGAAAAGAUUUCAACUGUGGACUUUUACUGUCUCAGCAGUGCCGACUAUGACGAUGUUGUGCCACUGGAAUCUAUGGAGCCCGAAUUCUCCGAUGCGAUGUCGACAUACAGCAGCCAGUCUGGAUAUGGUCAGACUCUAGGUCGUCGAGAGGUUGCCAUGGAGCAUCCGUGUCAUGAGUUGCGAAAGCUGCUCAGCAAUGGUUCGUUCUACUAUAGUACUGAUUUCGACUUGACAAACAGGCUACAAGAUAGAUCCAUCAACUCCAAUUCGUUCGACAUUGACAACUUUGACGACACAUAUCUGUGGAAUUCAUUCAUGAUUCGUCCACUUGUCGAGUUUCGCUCUCGGCUCAUGCCCCCGGAGCGAGAAGCCCUAGACUCUUCACGAAUUCUCACAUCCGCCAUCCGGGGAUUCUGCAAAACCAUGACCAUUCCCCAAAGCGCAUCUCCCAUACGAGAGCCGAGGAACGGAAUGCCAAGCUACAUGAGCUUGAUUUCACGUCUAUCAUGUCGAAGAGCCGGCACCCGAUUCAACUCCCGUGGUAUUGAUGACGACGGCCACGUAGCAAAUUUUGUAGAGACGGAAACGAUAUUCUGCAGCCCUGCCGGCACCUUGUUCUCAUAUGUCCAAGUUCGAGGGUCAGUACCAGUAUUUUGGGAGCAAGCCGCAGACCUACUACCAGGCAGGCAGAAAAUUACCAUUACAAGAUCACCAGAAGGAACUCAGCCCGCGUUUAACAAACACUUCGAAGACUUGGAACACAUCUACGGCGCAGUCCACAUCAUAAACCUGCUAAGCGACACGAAACCUGCCGAAGUCGAGCUGAGCACACUUUACCGCAACGCCAUCCGACAUUCUCCACAAAGUCAGUCCAGCAGCGGCUCAGCCGAGCGCGCUUUACUUCUCGAGACGCACUACGAUUUCCACGCCGAAACCAAAGGGCCCGCUGGAUAUGAAGCGGCAAAAGACAUCCGACGACAUAUAGAGGGGUCAACAGAUGGAUUUGCGUACUUCCUCGCAGAGGAAACAGAUGACCCGGCUGAAAAAGACCCUGGCAGCAACCGAGGCCGUAUGGUAGUCGUGUUGCAACAGGACGGCGUCUUCCGUACCAACUGCUUGGAUUGUCUGGACCGAACAAACCUGAUCCAGACGCUAAUUUCACAAAUGGCCGUCGAGACAUUCCUAGCCCAUCGAAGCGACUACGCCGCAUCCGAUUUCUGGAUGAGGCACUCAAGUCUCUGGGCAGACAAUGGUGACUCCCUCUCCAAAAUCUACGCAGGAACAGGUGCACUAAAAACAUCAUUCACUCGACAUGGGAAAAUGUCCCUGGCUGGUGCCGUGGCAGAUAUGCGCAAGUCCGUUCAACGCAUAUACCACAACAACUUUAUCGAUCCAUCCAGACAAGUGACGAUUGACAUGCUGCUGGGCCGCCUCAUGGGACAAGCACCAGUGCACCUCUUCGACCCCAUCAGCGACUACGUUUCCAUCGAAUUAUCCAAACGGAGCGACGAAUUCACAUCGUCCAGAAACAUCACCAUCUGGACCGGUACAUUCAACCUCAAUGGUCGCACAGACGGCAUAGGCCACGACCUUUCCCCAUGGCUAUUCGGACCUAUCGCAGAUACAGAACAGCCAGACAUAUACGUCGUCGCCUUCCAAGAGAUCGUGGAGUUAAGCCCACAGCAAAUCAUGAACAGCGACCCCUCGAGAAAGCAUCUAUGGGAAGAAGCCGUUAAGCGCACACUCAACCAACGACAAGCUGCCCUCGGAGGUGAUAAGUACGUCCUCUUACGAAGCGGACAACUAGUUGGAGCUGCUUUGUGCAUAUUUGUAAAAACAUCCAUAUUGAACAAUAUCAAAAACGUCGAAGGAAGCGUCAAGAAGACUGGUCUUUCAGGGAUGGCCGGCAACAAGGGAGCUGUGGCCAUUCGGUUUGAUUAUGCCAACACGCAUAUUUGCUUUGUCACGGCGCAUCUGGCAGCUGGGUUUUCGAAUUAUGAUGAAAGGAACAGAGAUUAUGCUACGAUUCACCAUGGUUUGCGGUUUCAAAGGAAUAGAGGGAUAGAGGAUCAUGAUGCCAUUAUUUGGAUGGGCGACUUCAACUACCGCAUUGGGCUGGGUUUAGAAGCUGCCAAGGCGCUGAUUAAAAAGCGAGACUUGGCGACGCUCUACGAAAAUGACCAACUGAAUCUCCAGAUGGUGGCUGGGCUGUCUUUCCCAUUCUACUCUGAGGCCCGCAUUAGUUUUAUGCCCACGUACAAAUUCGACGUAGGAUCAGACACCUACGACAGUUCUGAAAAGGCUCGGAUCCCAGCAUGGACAGACCGUAUACUUAGAAAAGGCUCUAAUCUGCGCCAAUUGUCGUAUGACUCGGCGCCGCUCAAAUUUUCGGACCACCGCCCGGUCUACGCCACGUUCGAAUGCAGAGUCAACAUUGUUGACGAAGAAACACGCGAAAAUAUCAGCCGUGAGCUAUAUCAACGCCGCAAAGCAGAUGUUGGCGACCCUACUGCGAAUUUGGGUGAAGGCGACGAGUCAGACGACGAGGACUUGAUUGGGUACGAUUCCAUCGAACCUGGUCUUCCGCCCGCGAGUUCAGACCGUCAGAAGUGGUGGCUGGAUAAUCGACAGCCCGCGCGUGCCCAAGUGCCGGUGCCCAAUGGUCGAGAUGGACUCCCAAUGGCAUUGAAUCCAAAUCGGCCGUCAAAUCCAUUUGGUCAAAGUGAAGAGCCCGACUGGGUGUCGGUACCGAGACCGUCUCCAGGCCAUUCUAGCCUGUCUAGUUCUCCGUAUGAGAAAGUGUCGUUACCGAAGACAAUGGCUGAUCGGGCGCCGGUGCAAAGGAAGCAGCUUCCGCCACCAUACGACCCUUCAAGGUUGCCGGCACAAGUUGGACGGCUGCGAUUAGAUGAUGAGCAGAGCAUCCGGGGUCAAUCUGACAUUGGCAAAUCUGCUACGCCACCGCCGCCGCCGCCGCCUCCUCGACGACAGACAGCAAAUUCGAGACCAAGCACGUCCGGAUCUACAGCACCAUCCGGCGUCCACCUGGAGAGGACACAGACGCUUCCACCUCUACCCACGACCCCUCGCUCCGCCUCCGUCGCUUCACAAGCAUCGCAGGUGUCACAGCUCUCGCAGCAGCUUGCAAGUAGUAAGAGCGGAAAAUCUCCCCCUCCAGUAGGCAAGAAGCCCGCCCAUCUCGCGACGGGCUCACCUCUAUCGAAGACAACAACUGGCUCUACAAUAAGCACAUCCGCUCGAAGUGACGACAUCACACCUGGUCUUCCUGCACGUUCAGAAUCUGGCGCAUCACAGGCCAGCCUGCAUGCAUCAUUGGCGAGGAAAGCCGUGGCCGUGGCACAGCAGCAAAAUUCCUCUCAACCACCAUCGUCAAUAGCAUCAAUGGCCGCGAGUGCAAAGGGUGGAGUUCACAAGGGAGCAGCCGGCCCAGCGGGGCACACCAACGGGUUUAAUCCUCCACUCCCUAAUCGCCACCGGCAGGCGGCUGCAGGAUCAUCUUCGUCCGUUGACCUGUUAGACUCGAUAAAUGAUGGCGGUGAAGGUAUUGGCGGGUGGGAAGCCCUGCAGCCGAGUACCAAACAAUAG
Messenger RNA from Pochonia chlamydosporia 170, 4005 nucleotides. Its product is annotated as SacI domain and endonuclease/exonuclease/phosphatase family protein. NCBI's taxonomy places the organism in Eukaryota, Fungi, Ascomycota, Sordariomycetes, Hypocreales, Clavicipitaceae. The record is from RefSeq and is a predicted model, not a curated record. The transcript is spliced from 4 exons. Gene Ontology annotation, molecular function: phosphatidylinositol-3,5-bisphosphate 5-phosphatase activity; phosphatidylinositol-4,5-bisphosphate 5-phosphatase activity. Bases 1 to 4005 code for a protein of 1334 amino acids. Gene Ontology annotation, cellular component: cytoplasm; membrane. Gene Ontology annotation, biological process: phosphatidylinositol dephosphorylation.